UUUAGAUAGAUUACAUUAAAUUAAUAAAAUAUAUUAGCUGUUUGAUGCGAGUAUUUCUCGGAUAAUACAGAUACCCAUAGAAAUCAAUCAUGGCUGUGGCAAAUAAGAUGAACAAUAUGUCAGAUUGUCAUGUUAUUUUUCCGAACACUAAUAUAAAUCGAAUCUCGCAGAUUUUUAUAGAAUUUUUCGUUAUCUCAGUUGUAUGAUUUGAUAUAGGACAUUCUAUAGCAAAUUUGAGCGAAGGAGAAAAAGCAGUUAAACACGGUGCGUCGUUUAUUACUCAUCUAUUCAACGCCAUGUUGCCUUUUCAUCAUAGAGAUCCAGGAUUAGUUGGUCUUUUAACAUCUGACCAAAUCCCAUCUGAAAAAACUGUUCAUUUUGGCAUAAUUUCUGAUGGGAUUCAUACUCAUCCGGCAGCAUUACGAAUCGCUCAUAGAACGCAUCCCAAAGGUCUUGUACUUGUAACUGAUGCAAUAUCAGCAUUGGGUCUGGAAGAAGGAAUCCAUCAACUUGGACAGUUUAAAAUAGAGAUUCGCAAAGGAUGCGCCUACAUUGCUGAAACAAAUACUUUGUGUGGCAGCAUGGCUGAAUUUUCCAAAUGUGUUAGAUAUUUUAAAGAAGCUACUGGUAAAUAUACUUUAUAAUAAUGAAUUACUAGU
Molecule: messenger RNA, 659 nt
Organism: Pogonomyrmex barbatus (red harvester ant)
Lineage: Eukaryota; Metazoa; Arthropoda; Insecta; Hymenoptera; Formicidae
Product: N-acetylglucosamine-6-phosphate deacetylase
Source: RefSeq, a predicted model, not a curated record